Echinops telfairi (small Madagascar hedgehog) is the source of this 3575-nucleotide messenger RNA. RefSeq names its product zinc finger protein 345-like. Gene Ontology annotation, molecular function: RNA polymerase II cis-regulatory region sequence-specific DNA binding; DNA-binding transcription factor activity. NCBI's taxonomy places the organism in Eukaryota, Metazoa, Chordata, Mammalia, Afrosoricida, Tenrecidae. The transcript has 5 exons. The record is from RefSeq and is a predicted model, not a curated record. Gene Ontology annotation, biological process: regulation of transcription by RNA polymerase II. The coding region runs from base 268 to 2547 and encodes 759 amino acids.
CACCUUGGAAAGGCCCAGCGCGCGGUCCCAGGUGUGGUGAAGGGAGACCUGGUCUAUUGUAGGAAGCUGGAGACUGAACACAACGUUCUUGCUCAUCCAGGCAUCCUGAGUCAGGGUUUUAACCCCUCUGACUGACUGUGGACCACACAUCAUUCACCUGUGUCCAAACUGCCCAGGGGCUCUGCUUUCACUUCCGGCACACUUUGUGACGUGCGGUCUUGAACUCAGAGAGCCCAUUCAACUAGACUUCCAGAAGGUGGAGCUGCCAUGGACGCCGUGGCUGUUGAAGAUGUGGUUGUGGACUUUUCCCCGGAAGAAUGGGCCUUGCUGGAUCGUUCUCAGAGGAAACUCUACAGACACGUGAUGAUGGAAACUUUCAGAAACCUGGCCUCAGUAGUUUCACAAAGCCUUGAUGGUGAAGAAAAGUUGUCCACUGAAAAUACAAUCGUACAAUUCCUGAAAAAUGGAACCUGGUCCUCCAUGAUAGGAGAAGUAUGUGGAUUUCAUGUCAUUGAAGAUCUGGAUCACAAGCAGAGCCCUCAUGGGAGAAGACACAUCACACAGAAUGUCUGUGAAAUGAGUAAGGAAAAUGAGUGUGGACAGACCUGCAGCUGGAUUCCAGAUCUUCACAUGCUCAAAGGACGUUCUAAUGAACUGCAUCCUUCAAUGUCUCACCACUGUGCGAAAUCCUCCUCGGACCGAUCACCAUCUCUUAAGCGUCAUAGCAGUUUUUACUCGGAAGGUGACACCUGUCAGGAUGGAAAACACGGAGAAGGCUACAGUUGCCCUCCUUACUCCAACAUUCCCAGAACUCUUAGUGGAAAGAAACGUAUGGACUAUACGGACUAUGGAAACACCUUUGGUAAACCUUCAAGAAAUCACAAUGAAGAGAGGCCUUUUGAUUGUAAGGAAUGUGGCAAAGUCUUUCCUCUUUUGGCACACUUGGCUAGGCAUAUGAAAACCCACAGCGGAGACAGGCCUUUUGAAGGUGAGCUCUGUGGGAAAUCAUUUCGUCAGUCCUCAGACCUCACUGCACAUAAAAGAAUUCAGUGUAGAGAGAGCCUUCACAGAUGCGAGGAAUGUGGCAGAGCCUUUCGUGAUUCUUCACAGCUCACCGUACAUCUUAGAACUCACAGUGGAGAGAGGCCUUAUUCCUCAUCUCUCAUUCAUCGUAGGAAAACUCCCAGUGGAGACAGGCCGUAUGUGUGUAAGGAAUGUGGCAGAACCUUUUCUUAUCCCUCAAAGCUAACUGCACACGUUAGAACUCACAGUGGAGAGCGGCCUUAUGAAUGUAAGGUGUGUGGGAAAACAUUUAUUCUUUUCUACAUGCUCCUUAGACAUAUAAGGGUUCACAGCGGAGAGAAGCCUUUUGAAUGUAACGAAUGCGGCAAAACCUUUGCUCAAUCCUCAGGCCUCAUUCGACAUCGGAGAAUUCACAGUGGAGAGAAGCCUUACCAAUGUAAGGAGUGUAACAAAGCCUUUACUAGUUACUCAGAUAUCAUUGCACAUUGUAGGAUUCACAGUGGAGAGAGACCUUAUCAAUGUAAGGAGUGUGGCAAAACCUUUACUCAUCACUCACCCCUUAUUUCACACAGGAGAAUACACAGUGGAGAGAGGCCUUUUGAAUGUAAGGAGUGUGGCAAGUCCUUUUCUCGCUCCUCAAACCUCAUUGUACAUAGAAGAAUUCACAGUGGAUUGAAGCCUUAUGAAUGUAAGGAGUGUGGCAAGGCAUUUACUCGUCAAUCAUCCCUCAUUUUACACAAGAAAAUUCACAGUGGAGAGAGGCCUUAUGAAUGUAACGAAUGUGGCAAAACCUUUACUCAAUCCUCAAGCCUCAUUCGACAUAAGAGAAUUCACAGUGGGGAGAAGCCUUAUGCGUGUAAGGAGUGUGGCAAGGACUUCAGUAACUCCUCAGCCCUGAGUAAACAUAUGAGGAUUCACAGUGGAGAGGGGUUUUAUGAGUGUAUGGAGUGUGGCAAAGGCUUUACCGACACUGCAUCCCUCACUGAACACAAGAGAGUUCACAAUGGAGAGAAGCCUUAUGAGUGUGACGAGUGUGCCAAAGCCUUUACUAAACCCUCCAGCCUCAUUCGACAUAAGACGAUUCACCGUGGAGAGAGGCCUUAUCAAUGCAAGGAGUGUGGCAAGGACUUUAAGUCCUUCUCAUCCCUAACUAAACACACGAGAAUUCACAGGGGGGCGAGGACUUAUGAAUGUAACGUGUGUGCCAGGGCCUUCACUCAGGCCUCACAUCUCAUCCAGCAUGAGAGGAUUCACAGUGGAGAGAGACCUUAUAAAUGUGAGGAGUGUGGCAAGGACUACAGGUACUCCACAUCCCUCAUUAAACACUUGAGAAUUCACAGUGGAGAGAGGCCUUAUGAGUGUAAGGAGUGUGGCAGGGACUUCAGGUACUCUACAUCCCUCACUAAACAUUUGAGAACUCACAGUGAAGAGAAGCCUUAUGAAUGUAAGCAUUGUGGCAAAGGCUUUAAGCACUAUUCCUCCUUCACCAGACAUGUGCGGCUUCACAGUGAGGGGAAGUUAUGAGUGUAAGGAGUGUGGCAAGGCCUGUACUGAUCCACCAGACCUCAUUCCACAUAGAAAAACUUAGAUGACAGAGGUCUUAUGAAUGGGUCCAAACCUGUACUCCAUGCUCAGCCCUGAACAUAGGAGAAUUCACUGUGGAGAGAAGGCUUAUGACUAGCUUGUAUGGGAAAGCAUUUGAUCAAUCAUCCCGCCUCAGUAAACAUCUAAGGAACCACAGUAAGUCGACACUUUAUGACCCUAAGAAGAACUUCAAAGACUUUAGUCAUGCCUCAACCAUCCUUGAACAGAACUCAGGAAGUAGAGCUUAUGAAUGUAAGGAGUGUGGCAAAGAUUUCAAUUACUCCCCAGCCCUCUUUCAAAGUGUCUUAGUUGACAGUGGAAAGCAGCCUGAGGAAUGUAAGCAAUCUGGCAAAGGGUUUGCUGUACCUCCCAGUUCACACAGGUUUUCUCACAGUGAGGAGUUGCUUUUCCCAUGUAAGAUGUGGGAAAGCAUUUAUUCCAUCUUCAUACUCACUAAAUACCUGAGAACUCACAGUGGAGAGAGAUCUAAUCUCUAAGGUUGUGGGAAACUCUUUGGGAGAAUUAACAAAACAUCCUCAUGUGAAGUGGUUUUAUUAGGAUGAUGACUAAACAUUUUUAAUUCUGGUCUCAAAAAUCAGCCUCAUGCAUAGAAAAAGUGUUAUUUAUAAAUCUCUCCGCCUGAGAUGGGGGGGAAAAGGGAGAGCCAAUCAUAGUGAUCGGUGUAUGAACAAGCCCCAGGGGCAUGAACAACAGAAACAUGGUGAAGAGAGCGGACAGUGUAAGACUCUCGCUGUAGAUGGAGCCUGGACUACAGUGUGCAUGCCGGGCAAGCCUCAGGUGAGCUGGCUUGUGCACCUGGACUCUUGUUGCCUGAUGUUCCCGAUGUGUGCAGAGAUCAUGCCUGGAAACCCUUGGGGGAUAUUUCAGAACAAUUAAAACUCUGCCCCCCCCCCCAAUAUAUGAAAAUAAAAACAAUUUAUCAAGGAUUUACGAGUGUGGGGGAGAGA